AUGUCCCUAGCAUAUUUCAGGACACACCGUCUCAGCCCACCCCCACGGAGGGCGGAUCUGGUUCAUCAUCCAAGGAGGAGGCGCAGGCACAGGAGGAAACGCCUGCAACCACUGAGCCGGCCCCGGUCGUCAGCGAGACAUGGGGGGGGGGGGGAGAGAAAAGCAAAGAAGAAGCACAUUUUGAAGAAGAGUAAGAAGAGUAAGCCUUCUGACACUGAGGACGAGUCAGGUAAGUCAUCUUCAGACUCUGACAGUGACACCCCACUGGAAGAGUACCUGGGCGAGGAUAUUUCUGGGGUCCCUCUUCGGGUUCACAAGAGGAGGGCUAAUUCACAUCGUAAAACAUUUAAUGGGUCCUUGGAAUGGAAGGGUGGUGCCUUGGUGGAGGACGUUAAGACGUCCACUAAUGUUUCCACAGACUUCAUUUUGGACAAUCACCUGUCCAAGAGGAAAAGGACCGAGAUUCUAAAUGGGGAUUAUGUAGAUAUGUUCACCCUGCUUCCACCAAUGAAAGUGUCAGGGAAGGGGGAAAAGAAGCACACGUAUGGGAAACGAAGGUACAGAACAGAGCGCAAUUUUGAGAAUUGGCUGGAUGGUUUUCAGGUUUUCAUGGGAGUAAUUUCUGCUUGUUACCCCAAACACAGUAUGCAUCUGGCAGCCUACCUGGCCCACGUAAGAAGGGCCUAUGCCCUGGCCGGGGAGGUGGCCGCUUUAACCUAUGAUGAAGAUUUUCGCAGAAACGCUUCUUUGCUACCCACUACCCGCUGGGACCUUAGAGACCAGAACUAUUGGAUGGAGCAUGUGGGUCCUUGUGUCGAAAAGAAACCUCAGGACCCAUUUAAGUCUGGGAAGGUCGAGCUAAAACGACGUAGGCAGUGUUGGGAGUAUAACCGCGGAACUUGUGUGUGUCCAGGUUGUAAGUACUUGCAUGAAUGUGAAAAGUGCCUGGGCAAUCAUCUGGCCACAUCUUGCUUUAAAGGUAAGCAGCCCUUUCGGGGUGGCAGGGGGCACUUUCACCAGGGAAACCGAGGUGCCCCCGGUCCCUCCCAAAGGACAGCCAGAAACAGCUACUAA
Podarcis lilfordi (Lilford's wall lizard) is the source of this 1074-nucleotide messenger RNA. NCBI's taxonomy places the organism in Eukaryota, Metazoa, Chordata, Lepidosauria, Squamata, Lacertidae. The record is from the annotation of a GenBank genome assembly.